Portunus trituberculatus (swimming crab) is the source of this 4659-nucleotide messenger RNA. RefSeq names its product protein gooseberry-neuro-like. The transcript is spliced from 8 exons. The coding region runs from base 1342 to 2952 and encodes 536 amino acids. Lineage: Eukaryota; Metazoa; Arthropoda; Malacostraca; Decapoda; Portunidae. The record is from RefSeq and is a predicted model, not a curated record. Gene Ontology annotation, molecular function: RNA polymerase II cis-regulatory region sequence-specific DNA binding; DNA-binding transcription factor activity, RNA polymerase II-specific. Gene Ontology annotation, biological process: regulation of transcription by RNA polymerase II; anatomical structure development.
GCCAGUCUAGAUGCGUUUCGAGUUUUGAGUUAAUGUUGGUGUUUACAUGAAGUUUAGCGCUGCAGUCCUCUUAACACAUUUUUUAAGUCGGUUGUUGAAAGUUAACCACAGUGUCCCGAGAGCGGCGCCACGGCCUGCGCUGGCAUUGGUUUGUGACGAUUGUGUCUGUGGGCCACACUCACACGGCCGCCCUUCCUCGCGGCUCCAUCCGAGACAAACGAGCUUCCGGAAUCCUGCUUCCCUGCGACGUGUUCCAAGUCCCUCCUGCGGAAGUUGACGGCGCCCUGGAGGAGGAGCGUGUCCCUCAGCGCGGCGGGUGAGGGGCGGCAGGAGAGCCUUCGACACCAACUCUCCGCCACUCGUGCCGCCGCUACUGCAUCCCCCUGCUGCUUGUCUUGUCUCUGCUGCUGCUAGUGCCUUGCCCCUCCUGCUGUGCCUUUGUUCGAUGUUAAGUGAUCAGCGUGCCUUUCAGCUACCGAGGGCUUUGCCGUUCUUUCCUCAGCAAGAGAAAAAUCGUCGUACUGGGUAUCCGCUGGAAGCAUCAGUCUCCGCGUAACAACGAGGAUGCAGGAGGAAUUUACCCUCAGGAAGUGCGAAGAUUAAUUAGUGGUAAUUACUGCGGGAGACAGGUGUUGUGUCGGGGCGGUGAUGCCAGCCGCCCGCCUGCCAGCCAUCAAUCACGCGGCGCUACACCAAACACCCGCAAUUCUGGAAAGCACGUGUGAUAGGAAUGAAAGUAUCCCUGAGAUCUCUCUCCCGCUUCCUCACCGCUAGCAAUUCAACCUGGAAAAAAACCGACAAAGACUCUAUACUAACGUGUCACUGUGUCAUGAAACUACGACUCCAUUAACGGCCUGAGUCUCGGCUUUACCCUAACCGCCCAAGCUACCGCAGCCCACGCCGCCGGCAACAAGUGAGUGCAGCCGCGCCCGCUCAACACUUCCAUGGGAUCAACGCGAUUUCCUGUGUGCCUUAGAGCUCCAAAUUGACUCUUUCAACGUGUGGAAGCUUAAAUGGACAAUAUAAUCUAAGGAUUUACGGUGAACGUUUCCUGACCUUGUGGACGCAACAAAGAGUCUGGGAACAGUUUUUUACACCCAAAGAAAACUGAAGGUGGUGUCACAUCUCCCGCUCUGCCCAAGAUUACCAGGUUGGCGGCAGCGCUGCUCAAACUGCUUGCUCAUCCAGUGGCCGCCCGGUGAUCUAAAGUGGCCUGGAGACCCCGACUGAAAGACACACUCGAGGAACAAAGACCACCGAGUUUCUGCCCUUCGACCGCUGCCGGAAGAAGGUGGUGGCGGAGGUCCUCUGGCCGCUGCACUGGCGGGCUCCUCCUCCAGCAUGGCGGUGUCGGCGGGGGCGCUUGGCCUCCCGCAGAUGAGGCCAAUCUUCUCGGGUUACCCCUUCCAAGGUCAGGGGCGCGUGAACCAGCUGGGCGGCGUGUUCAUCAACGGGCGGCCGCUGCCCAACCAUAUUCGCCUGAAGAUCGUGGAAAUGGCCGCGGCGGGCGUGCGGCCCUGUGUCAUCUCCCGCCAGCUGCGCGUCUCCCACGGCUGCGUCUCCAAGAUCCUCAACCGCUACCAGGAGACAGGAUCCAUCCGGCCCGGCGUCAUCGGCGGCUCCAAGCCCAAGGUGACCACGCCGGACAUCGAGAAGCGGAUCGACGACUACAAGAAGGAGAACCCCGGCGUGUUCUCGUGGGAAAUCAGGGACAGACUGGUCAAGGAGGGUGUGGUGGACAAGGCGUCGGCUCCCUCCGUCAGCUCCAUCAGCAGGAUCCUGAGGGGCGGCAAGAGAGACGAUGACCCGCGCAAAGACCACAGCAUCGAUGGCAUUCUGGAUGCUGAGCGGCUCGUGUCGAUCUCUCCUGCAGGGGGCGGCGGCUCCAUCUCCGACAGUGACACCGAGAGCGAGCCUGGCAUCCCCAUCAAGAGGAAGCAGCGGCGCGCGAGGACCACCUUCACCGCCGAGCAGCUGGAGGAGCUGGAGAGGGCCUUCGAGAGGACACAGUACCCCGACGUGUACACGAGGGAGGAGCUGGCGCAAAGGACCAAGUUGACGGAGGCACGAGUACAGGUGUGGUUCAGCAACAGGCGGGCUCGAUGGCGGAAGCAGAUGACUGGGCAGGGGAUGGGCGUGACGGCACUCAACGCCCUCGCCAUGAGCACCACCAGCUAUCCCGGCAGCCUCCCGCCCACGCUCCACCCGCCAGCCACUGCUCCCGCGCCCAUCACCUCAUCCACUACAACCGCCUCCACCACCAUGGGCGCCGCCGCACAGCACUACACUCACCAUGAUCACCACGCCCACGCCGCAGCCGCAGCCGCCCACCAAGCCCACGGUGAAGCGAGCGCGUGGUCCAGGGCGGCACUCAUGAACCAGCAGGUGGCUGCGGCGGCGGUAGGCAGCGGUGGUGGCAGCGGGGUGACUGGCGGCAGCGGCGGCAUGGCGGAUGGCAGUCUGCAGGCCGCCAACCUGCACCAGAGCGGCGCAGCACAGACCAACCUGCAGACCCAGAUGAUGUCCAUGCUGUCCACCUCAAACAACGCCCCUUCUUCCAUCUUCCCCCCCGCCGCCCACACCUCCCUGCUGCAGACCGGAGGCUCAGGUGCGGGCGCGGGACUUCUCGGGGGCCACGCUACCUCUGCCGCAGACUACUCCGCCUCUAACAGCCUCACCACCUCCGCGGGGCACCACGGGGAAGCCUCCUGGGCACCGCUGCACGCUAAGACAGGUGAUGCCUGGGGAGCACAUCACCACGCGCAUCACAUUCCCUACGACAAUUACAGCACCAUGAUGGGCGGCAGCGAGAUGCUGAUGAGCGGCCAACACUUCCCCAUGGAGAGCAUGAAGACCUUCCACUACCCAACGCAGUACACGGCGGCGGCGGCGGCGGCCAACUUCAAUCAGCAGCUGCGGCACCACAAGGGGGCGCCACUCCCCCUUUUCUAAGGACGAAAAAUCCUUAGGAAGAAAAGAAAAAGAAGGGAACGCAUACAUAGAAUACGACGGAUAGAAAAUAUCCUUUAUAUUAUAUUGUGGGUAACGUUUCAAAAGAUAAGACAUUUGACUCCAUCUGGAUUUAGAAAACGACUCUCUCUCUCUCUCUCUCUCUCUCUCUCUCUCUCUCUCUCUCUCUCUCUCUCUCUCUCUCUCUCUUGUGAGCGUUAAGUGUUCACGAGCGACGCGUGACCGCCGAGGAACGCAGCACGACGCUUCCCUCAAUACAUCGUUAUGUAUUGUAUUCUAAUAUUUUUCUAGUUCUUUUGGGCUCAUUAAUUCACAGAUACCGUCCUCGCAGCCUUAAUUAAUCCAUUCCAACAAUCAAUUUCAUGACGAACAGCUUUCAAAACACAUUAUGUUUGAAGCUCUAGAUCCCAUGAAUGAAUCCCUCAUUCACAUCUUCAGGUUAGUGUUUCAUCCAGCUCUAAAUAUAGAGCUUGCCUACAGUUUGUAGUAUAGAACGUGCAGCGUGAGGCAAGUCCUUGAAAAUAAAAGCCUUCAUGAACACUCAAGCUACUUUCGCGGUCGCGGCAGGAGCGAGGGCCAGCCACCGCCCGUUAGUUCAGGAACCCAGCGUGCGUCAGGCGUUACUGUAGGCUGGUGAUAAGACCCAAGUGCCUCCUGUUGUAAUUAGAUGCUGGUGUGUGAUUUAUGAUACUGAAGAGUAAAUCAGGAUGGUGAAUGUGUUCCUGGCUGCCGGUGAGGAUCCUCUACCUGGUGCAGACUGCCCACGGCUGCCUUUGUCUUCCUGGAUGAAUGAUGCAGAUCUUCCAAUUCUCCUAAGUGUCUUCGCAUAGCAAUAAGGUGACUAGUCGGCCAAUGCGAGGCAGUGAGGUGCAGCAGAUCCUGGUGUUUGCUGCCGUGAUGCCUUUCAAUCCCUCACAAGACUUACCAUCAAUACGCUGGCAUUCAGAUCUAUGUGUCUCGUAUGUGAGAUAAAACCCUUUGAGUUCCAUCUGAGGCAGCAACUCCCCGCCGAGAAACGAGUCGGAGUGUCAGGUGUCGGAGCUUCUGAAGCCUAACCAUUGUGCCAGCGACACCCAUCCUCCGCCUCCUGGUUGCCUCCACUCGUGUAAAUUUUAUUUUCUCUCAUCCUCUCAAGGCUCUUUCUCGGUGCGUUCUCCGACAGAAAGUUAUUGGAAGUGUUUUUUUUACCUGAGAGUUUUUCAUCCAAGCUUAUUCCAUACAUAUAAAUGUACUCAAAACUCCAGUAAUUGUGAGUGUGGUGAGCGAUGGCGUUCCUACCCCGCUGCGCCGAGCAUAGGCAGCGGCGCCUGCACGUCAUCUCAGCGGCCGGUGCUCGGCGGGGCGUGGCAGCAUCAGGGAAGUGCUCGCUUGCCCAAAUACUCCAGCAAGCCGAGGGUGAGUCUGACCGUGCCUGAGAAUUAGCCGACUUUCAAAGCUCUUAUUUUUGUAUCUACAGCAUUGCCAAAACCUGGAUCGUAGCGUUAAGGUAUUUUUUGUAAAAACUUUUUUCCACUUACACUGACAUAACCUCCCCAGCACGCCUAACUUCCCGUCUCCCCGCCCCGUGUGCUGGGGGACCGCCGCUCGCCCGUCCCUGCCGUGGGUGGGCGUCUCUAAUGUCCCUAAUGCUUGUAAUGCCCUGUCAACCUGUAGUGUCCUUGAUUCACUCAAAUAAACUUAAUAUUCAUG